Molecule: messenger RNA, 1455 nt
Organism: Cryptococcus amylolentus CBS 6039
Lineage: Eukaryota; Fungi; Basidiomycota; Tremellomycetes; Tremellales; Cryptococcaceae
Exons: 6
Coding region: 17-1036 (339 amino acids)
Biological process (GO): proton transmembrane transport
Cellular component (GO): fungal-type vacuole membrane; vacuolar proton-transporting V-type ATPase, V1 domain
Molecular function (GO): proton-transporting ATPase activity, rotational mechanism
Source: RefSeq, a predicted model, not a curated record
CAUCAUCCUGCCCGCCAUGGCCACGCUGCACCCGAUCCCGCCCCCCUUCUUCUCCCCCUACCUCGACGACCAAUGCACAAAGAUCAACAACAAGGCCGUCCCCUGGGAGGGAUACCAGAGAGCCAAGCUCCUCUCGCAGGAUGAACUCUCCCUCCUCAAGUCGCUCUCCAAACUCCCGCCAGCACAACGUCCGACCGUGUUCGCGACCCAAGGUCCGCAAUACGCCAAGCUCUAUAUCGAUCUCCUGCGCAAGCUCCAACGUGUAGACACUGUCCAGGCCGUUCUUGUGUCUAUCAACGACAUGCUCUCUGACACCACCAACAUCUCCUACUUUCACAGCUUGGCUACCGCCGAAAACCCGACUGACCCCUAUGGGCCUAUCGUCAAGUGCUUGGGCAUGGAGGAAGAGUUCCCGGUCUUGGGUAGCUUGAGGAUAUUGGCUCUGCUUAUUGCCACCGACCCCAAGCCCUUCCCAGAAUCCCUCGUCCCAACUCUCUUGUCAUCUCUCCAAACCCUUCUCAACGGCAGUCGCAUACCGCUCUGGGAAGUGGCUGCUCAGGUACUCGGUGCAGUCCUUGGUACCAAGCAGUUCCGAAAUGCCGUCUGGGAAGAGGAAGGGGCCAUCUCGGGCUUGAUCAAAUCUCUCAAAUCCAACCCCAAUCCUCAAGCUCAAUACUGGGCCAUCUUUUCUCUCUGGCAGCUGUCUUUUGAAAAGAAGGCCGCCGAAGGGCUGGACAAGAAAUAUGAUGUGGUUGCUUUAUUGACAGAUGUCGCCAAAGCUGCGGUCAAGGAGAAGGUCCAGCGAGUUGUCGUUGCUACUUUCAAGGUGUGUCUCAGAUCAGGCAUCAACUUCAUUUGCUCACCCUUCAUUAGAACCUCCUCGCUAUCGCCCCCUCUCAAAACUUGCCUUCCAUGUUUGUCACCAAGCUCCUCCCCUUCAUCACCUCCCUUCAAUCCCGCAAAUGGUCCGACGAAGAGAUCGUCGAAGACCUUGAUUACAUUCAGGGCGAGCUCAAGACUCGACUGGACGGCUUGAGUACUUAUGACGAGUAUGUAAAGGAGCUGGAGAGCGGGCACUUGGUCUGGUCGCCUGUACAUGACACGGUCGAUUUCUGGAAGGAGAACGGUUUGAGGAUCGGGCAGGAGGAUGGAGGAAGCGCUGUCAAGCGACUAGUCGAGCUCAUCACAACUUCCAAAGACCCCCUCGUUCUCGCCGUUGCCACCCACGACAUUGGCAAGUACGUGAGGUACGGCGGGGAACGUAGCAGGGACACCGUUGAUAAACUUCACGGCAAGACUCGGGUGAUGGAGUUGAUGUCGCAUGAGAACGGGGACGUGAGAUAUCAGGCCUUGAUGACGGUGCAGAGCUUGAUGAGCCAGCAUUGGAAGUAGAGAGGCUGAAAGAAAGGCGUCAAUAGUAUGUUAGUUGUAAGACAUGUAUAGGAAGUAUUCGGC